AUGGCCGGCAACGGGACCCGGAGCCGAACCGGAUGUCUGGACUGUCGGCGGCGAAAGCGGAGGUGCGAUGAAGGGAAGCCAAAGUGCGCCAGCUGUCGCAGGCACGGCGUCGCGUGUGUGUACGUCAAGUCGAGCCAGUCUUCGCCGUCCAAGUUUCUCCUCUCCGUGGCAUCUGGCCACUUCAUUGCGCCGUUGGAGUCGCCGGCGAGCGAUUCCUUUGUGAACCUUCGAAGCGAUGAGUUGGCUCUCGUUUGUCAGCAGUACGCGGAUGGUCCCAGGUUGUUUCCAUCGUCUCAAGAGCAGCUCAUGCCGGCUCUGAGCUGGCUGCCAAAGUCGAGCACGCUCGCCGGCGGACGAGAAAGCAUGAUGGUUCAGUACUACUUUGAGGUCAUUAGCAACAGCAGGGUGUAUGUCCCUAGCGAGAGGAACCUCUUCCGGACGUGCGUCAUGCCCAUCCUCCUCAGCAGCAGCGGCCCUCUCUUUUCUACCGUCCUGGCACUAAGCGCGGCCGAAAUGGUUCGGAGGACCCCGCAAGACGGGGUAGACUAUGCCGGGGCAGCUAUCCGGUACAAGAUCAACGCCUUGACACAGCUGCAGUCGAAGCUCGACACCGCUCUCGAGGCGGAGGAGAACCUCCUGACGUGUGUGCUGCAGGCCUCCCUGGAGAUAGCCGAGGGGUCUCGCCCGUCGUGGUUGAGGCAUCUGCGGGGUGCACUAGCCAUUAUGGAUGCCCACGGCGACUGGAUCACGCCCGAGUGCGCCGCGCUCGUUCUGCAGUAUUUUCGAUUUCGAUACAUCUUGAUGAAGACGACCGGAUGCACAGCAUCGCGUUCCGAUGGACAGACCGACGACUGUGACGAGGCCAUCCAACGCCUCGAACGGCUUCUGCCAGGCCAAGGGACGUUCCAGACCAUUGACCCCCAGAUCGGCUGUUCGAUGGAGCUGGUUCAGUUGAUUAGCAUGGUCUCAGCAGGUGCUCAAAAGGAUGGCGGGUACUCGGAAGAGGGAUCACGUCUCGAGAGACGCAUUCGGGAGUUGGACUUUUCUGCCGAGAGCACGCACGACGACUACCUCGUCAAGAGCGCCGAGUGCUUCCGGUCCGCUGCUCUGAUAUACCUCCAGCUGACGGUGUACGGCGCUACCGUACGGUCUCGGGCGAUUCCGCAGCUGUUGCAGACGCUGUUGGAUCGUCUUGGCGAGGUGAUUGUCGAGGACCAGCCGAGGCGAUCAUUCCCCAUGUGGCCGCUGUUCAUCGCCGGGUGUGUCAGUUCCAGUGACGAACACCGCAAGGCUGUUCUUGAUCUGUUUAACAUGCUGGACAGCAAAUGGCCCAUCAGCAACAUCUCGACGGUGAAGAGGGUCGUCUGGACAAUCUGGCAGACAAGGGAUUUUGACGGCGGUGGUGCAACGUCUACGGAUCAAGACUGGCAGGAGAUUAUUGAUAAGUUUGGAUGGAAACUUUCCUUGUCGUAG
Molecule: messenger RNA, 1473 nt
Organism: Colletotrichum fioriniae
Lineage: Eukaryota; Fungi; Ascomycota; Sordariomycetes; Glomerellales; Glomerellaceae
Biological process (GO): positive regulation of transcription by RNA polymerase II
Cellular component (GO): nucleus
Molecular function (GO): transcription cis-regulatory region binding; DNA-binding transcription factor activity, RNA polymerase II-specific; zinc ion binding
Source: RefSeq, a predicted model, not a curated record